Messenger RNA from Astyanax mexicanus (Mexican tetra), 865 nucleotides. RefSeq names its product fibroblast growth factor 1b (gene fgf1b). Gene Ontology annotation, molecular function: growth factor activity; fibroblast growth factor receptor binding. Bases 97 to 606 code for a protein of 169 amino acids. The record is from RefSeq and is a predicted model, not a curated record. The transcript has 4 exons. Lineage: Eukaryota; Metazoa; Chordata; Actinopteri; Characiformes; Acestrorhamphidae. Gene Ontology annotation, cellular component: cytoplasm. Gene Ontology annotation, biological process: fibroblast growth factor receptor signaling pathway; positive regulation of protein phosphorylation; animal organ morphogenesis.
CAGGAGGACCAGAGUCACACCCGCAUCCAGUUUACCCAGAGGAGCAUCCAUAAUUCAGUCUACCAGGAGAUUAAAAUAGGCACUUUUCCAGAAACGAUGCUGGACAAGCUGGGACACUUGUCACAGGGUCAGGCUCAGCCCGGAGCAGCGGACAGGAUGACCGAGGGCAGCGUUACCGUGCUGAACCCGGAGCAGCGGCAGCCCGGCUCCAGCCCGCUCCACAGACUCUACUGCAGGAACGGAGGACAUCACCUCAGGGUGCUGCCCAGCGGAGCCGUGGACGGCAGCAGACAACACAACGAUGCCUACACUGUCCUGAAGGUGAAAGCUGUGAGUGCAGGUGUGGUGGCCAUCAAAGGGCACGAGACCGGACGUUUCCUGGCCAUGGACAAAAGUGGGAAACUUUACUCUACUGCCACACUAAACGACGAGUGCUACUUCAUUGAGAAGCUGGAGGAGAACCACUACAACACCUACAGAUCACACAAGUAUCAGCAGCUUGGCGACUGGUACGUGGGCAUCAAGAAAAGUGGGCAGACAAAGAACGGCCCCAAGACCCACAGAGGCCAGAACGCUGUGUACUUCUUGCCCAUCCCAGUCCAGUGAAAUCCAGCGUCCAGUCAAGUUUUUAGCUCUAUUAGACCAUUUACUGUGCUUACUAAUGCAUUUUUACAGCAUCACUGAUCAGUUCUGUAGAAAAUAUGAAUCUUUCUAUUUUAAUAAUUUAUUUUCUCUCUCGAUGUAUAUAGUAGUGUAAAGAACUAGAUUUUACAUGUUUUGUAGAGCUUUGCUACAUCACACCUACUGUAUGUUGACUGUAUGCAUUUAUAUUAAAAGUAUUUUCAUAUUAAAAAAGAUAAUUUUA